Molecule: messenger RNA, 544 nt
Organism: Perkinsus marinus ATCC 50983
Lineage: Eukaryota; Perkinsozoa; Perkinsida; Perkinsidae
Exons: 5
Source: RefSeq, a predicted model, not a curated record
UCCAGUGUCCUUUCUAUCGUCUAUGGCAACAAAAUCGGAACCUAGGGACGAAGAUUCGUUCAGGGAUCCAACGCCGUCACCAUCACCGCCUCCCUCGAUCGUGGAUACAGACCAGAGUUUGUUCGAGGGUGAUAGAUUCCGUCCCGCAAGGCUGUUCCCGAUCGGUUUGACCGUAGAUGAUCCAGUGAAAGCUGGGCUUGCUUGUCGGCAGACGAAACCGCGGUGGCGGAGGAGACCUGUGUUACAAGCGAAUGGCCUCACGACCUACCACUGGGAGAAGAUACCAGAAGUCGAGCAGGAGGCGAACGCGCAGAAUCCCGAAGUUCGAGAAAAUGCUGGGGCUACUGCCGAACUCCCUGUAAAGAAGGCGAAGCCAUUCAUGGGAGAAGAAGGACUCAUGCCUGACGUCUUGGACCAGAAAAUUUGGGUCAAAAUAAAGGAGGAUGUUGAGAAGCGUUUUAAAUGUACCUGUACACACCGUACAACUACAACGAAGCCCCUCUUCACUCAAGAGGAGUGCCAAUACCUCCUCGAGGCUGCAAAG